Molecule: messenger RNA, 333 nt
Organism: Cryptococcus amylolentus CBS 6039
Lineage: Eukaryota; Fungi; Basidiomycota; Tremellomycetes; Tremellales; Cryptococcaceae
Exons: 1
Coding region: 1-333 (110 amino acids)
Source: RefSeq, a predicted model, not a curated record
AUGGAACGGGGGACCGGUGGGGUGUGGAAAUUCCUCCUUGAACAACACGAGGAUCUCCUACGGGAGAUGUUGAUCGAGGCUGGGACGACCGAGGAGAAGGAGAUUGGGGAGACCUUGCGUCACCUUCGUGACCUCUGGCCUCUCGCAUGCAAGGUUAUACACGACCACACCACCGACCCCCUGGUGUAUCGUGAAGGUGACCUCUCUCCAAAGUCAUCCGCAGCCUUCUCCGUCCUCCGAAGGUUUGCCACGUCGGUGCGACCAGGGAAAGCCUGGAAGAUUAGCGGCGGUGAGGCGAGGUUCUUGGAUGUAGAUAAUGUUGUAAACCCAUAG